Messenger RNA from Porites lobata, 2131 nucleotides. Lineage: Eukaryota; Metazoa; Cnidaria; Anthozoa; Scleractinia; Poritidae. The record is from the annotation of a GenBank genome assembly.
AUGCCUCAAAAUUGCUCUGUUCCAUACUGUACUAAGAAAGUGUAUGAGGAAAAUGGCGUGAAAACUUCUUUUCAUAAGUUUCCAGACGACGAAGGUGUGUUCCAGCAAUGUUGCAAUUCGACGAGAUAUCGGGGUAAAUUUUCAAGUGACAUAAAACUCGCGAGUUUGCUCUCGCCAUUUUAAGCCACCAGAUUACAUCUGUUUGCUUACAGGUCGCAAGAAAACAUUUAAAUCUUCUGCUGUCCCAUCCGUAUUUCCUUGGACGAAAGGUUCGCCAGCAAAAAAAAGAGCACCAAAGCAUAUAAGUCUGAUCAAGAAAAAAAGCCCGAAGAAAACCUCCGAAACGACAACGAUAAGCGACAGCAGCAAUUCCACGUGUGUGUCAUCUCCUGUAGAUUCUCGGGAAAAUCAGGAGUCUCCCGAUCUUGAGAAUUUGGAUAAUUCUUCUGCUGAAGAGCUGCUCGACGAUCGCGAAGAAAAACUUCGUAAUUCGGCUACUGAAAAGGCUAACCUAGAAGGGAAAAUCCCCAGGGGCCCCACUCACAUAUUUUAAUGACGGGGGGGUCCGACAGAGGUUCAUAUUUUAUACCCCAAAAAAUCCCAACUUCAGAAUUUGUCCAACCCAAAAAAAUCCGUACUUUUUUAGCAUACCCCAAAAAAAUCCCUCAGUGUUUUUGCAUCAGCAAAUUUUAUUAUUUAUCUUCUGGAAAGCUAAAACAUGCCAACUUCAACUUUGUGAAAGGCCUUGAAUUACGUGACCUAUUGAAUAUUUCUCUUUGGAUUAGAUGCGCGUGGAGUGCCGGUAAUUACUUUUCACAUAGAUUACAAUCUCAGAAAUAAAAAAAAAAAAGCACUUUAUUUGGGUGUCAAUGUAUUUAGCACGAAAGUACUAAUUGGGGACACUAUAUUUUACGUCUCCAACUGGAGACGGGACCGCCAUUUUACGUGGUCAUACGAGCCACGCGAAGGUCUAGCCUGUUGCAGUGCAAAGGGAGUACCUUCAUUUCUCGGUUAUUUUAAGACCCUAAGUAUUGGUCCGGCCCCAGGAAUCGAACCCGCGACCUCCCGCUCUGCAGUCCACACGCUCUACCGACUGAGCUAACACUGCCGCGGUUAAAAAAUAUCCCGUAAUACCACACAAGCAGUAAAUUGCGCUUAUGUUAUUGUUGAUUUGAGCUGAUGAAAAAUACAAUACCCCAAAAAAUCCCUGUGUUGUUUUCGCGACCCAAAAAAAUCCCGGCGUCUUUCAUAGACCCCCAAAAAAUCCCUUUUGGCCAAAAUGUCAGACCCAAAAAAAUUAUUCGGACCCCCCCGUCAUUAAAAUAUGUGAGUGGGGCCCCUGGGGAAAAAUCAAACAACUCACGAUGGAAAUAGAACAGCUAUCUGCUAAGAACAAUUCGUUUCAAGCAAAGGUAUUUAGCUUAGACAGAUUUAUCACGUCAGACAAAGAUUUGUUCUACUUUACCGGAUUUCCCAAUGCUAGCGUUUUGGAAAGUAUUCUUCGGUACUUAAAUCCUGGGAAAGCAAGGUGAGAACAUAAACUAUUGGCAUUCAUCCACAGAUGAUAUGACAAAGUGACAAGGAUGCCCCUAAACAAGGAAGGCCAAGGCAACUGAGCCCAAGGGAGGAAUUUUUUUUAACUCUGUGCCGUCUAAGACAGGGCUUUAAAGAGGAGCAUUCGAGUCAUUUGUAUGGUAUUUAAGCAACUGUCAGUCGAAUUGUAAUUUCUUGGAUUAAUUUUAUGUUUCUAAAGUUCAGCACCAUCCCUAUAUGGCCCUCCAAGGAAAAAGUUGAAGAGCACAUGCCUGCUGACUUUAAGAGAAAUACCCUUCUACCAGGGUCAUAAUUUACUGUACUGAAAUCCGCUGCCAAAUGCCCAAGAGUCAACAGUGAGCUUUUAGCUCAUACAAAAAUCACACUACUCUGAAGGGUCUGGUUGUCAUCUCACCUGGAGGUCAUCAGUCAACUAUACACAGGCCAUAUUUCAGAUAGAGAAAUUGUUAUGCGUUCAGGAUUUCUAAAUUUAUCUUUUGCAAGAGGAGACUCCGUAAUGGCAGAUAAAGGGUCUACUCUGCAGGAUCUUCUUCCCCUUGGUGUCUUCCUUAACAUCCCUCCUUUCCUUGGAAGCAAA